GGUCUGGAGGCAGCGGGGGAUCGGAGGAGAAAGCCGAUGUUUACUUCGUGACUUGCCGAAGAGCAGACGAGAUAUCUCGCCGAGGUGUGACGAGAAAAAUGAUUCGCACGAUGAGAAAAUGAAAAUGUUUUGAUUCAUUUUUGACUGAACGUACUUCGCAACUUUUCAUCUCCAGGAACAAACACACUUGGGUGUCGUGAGUCAUGGGAAGCUUCAAAGGCCACGCGCUCCCUGGAAGCUUCUUUCUGGUCGCUGGGAUCUGGUGGAUAGGAAAGCACUCGCUCUCGUACGCCACCCGGAGGAACAAGAGCAUCGGUUCCACCCGGCUGGCCAGCAGAGCCUCGCAGCGCCGCCUGGAGAUCAUAGAAAGCUCUGUCGUACUCUUCUUCUCGUUUUUUGGGAUGGUGGCAGAGCAGUUUUUGGCAGAUGGACCCAAACUCCAGCUGUACGACUUUGCAGAGAAACACUGGGAAGAUCUGAUGAACUGGCAGCACGCCACCAUGUAUCUGUUCUUUGGCCUGUCUGCGGCCGUGUCUCUGAUCAUCCACACCACAGAGGCUGCUCCGCUGGCGCUGGACAGGUUGAUGCUGGCUAUUGCUUUCUUUAAUGAAGGAUUUCUUUUCCUCUACCACCUCCAUGGCAGGAGUAUGCUGGACGUCCAUGUACAUCAGCUCCUUCUCUAUGCCAUCUUCGGUGAUGCUUUUGUUGCCUUCCUGGAGGUCUUCCACCGAGGUAACAUCCUCCUGGAGCUGCUGCGCUGCACCCUCACUCUCCUGCAGGGAAGCUGGUUCUGGCAGAUCGGUUUUGUGCUGUACCCUCCUCAUGGCCCUGAGUGGGACCUGAACGAUCAUAACAAUAUGAUGUUCAUCACCAUGUGUUACUCCUGGCACCUCGCCUUCGCCAUGCUCGUCGUGAGCGUGCUCUACUGCACCGUCAGCUGCGUGGUUCGCUCCAGAUUGAAGCGGACUCCUCCAAUGGAAAUGGGACUUCUCAAGCCCAGGGAGAGGGAUCCAGAGUCAGAGGAUGAGAUUUUAUGAAGAGGAUUGUUCUGCACCUACAUUGUGACUCAUGUAUAUCACAAAUAAAUCAGGGAUAUGAUGUUUGCAGUUCAAGCAGCAGUACGACUAUCAGAAAUAAUCAAUAUUUAUAUGAAACUUUAAAUUUAACUUGCGCCACCCUUCACAAAGGGAAAACAAAAGCCAAUUGAUUAAUUCAGCCUCUUUUUUUUAUGUUGCUCUUAUUCUUGACUCAUGUGCAGUGGCCUUAAUUCUUCAUACACACAAAGUCACGUGACUAUUGCUUUCUAAAGAAAGGUUUAUUAAACUACCAACAACACACAACUAAUACCUAUGAAACAACUAAUGAAUGCAUGAAUGAAGUCAUGAAUACACUGACAGACAGUUAGUGACUGAAUGAGGACCAGUAUAUAGCAGCUACAGCAGUGAAUGACAGUGAUGACGCAGGAGAGCACUGAGUGGGUGCAAACUUUAGCAUUAACCAGUGAAAUUGCUUUAAUGCACCGUUCAGCAGGUAAGAGGCUGUUGGGAAGCACCAAUAAAAUGCUCAAAGCAAUUUCGUAUUCUUACUAUAUUGAUGGGGGACCCUACUUUUGAGUUAAUACUAACAUCAACCCCACUAUCACAGGAAGUGUUAAGUUUCACCUGGUGGUGCAGAUGGUCAGGAGAGAAGUAGUGCCUUUCCUUUUACUGUGGCCUAGUACGUUUCAUAAAUUCUGUCAUAUCAUUGUUUCAUCAUUCAUUUGCACUCGCGGUAUAAGUGAACGUGAACUCAUAAGGGAAAGCUUUUUUAAGGAUCGCAUGCUUUUCAUUUGACUUGCCAAACUUGUCCUUAUCAGACGAUUUGGUGUUCAGCAGUGCCAGCUCGUGGCGAAAGCAAUCAUAUACUGUAUUACUUGAAAGCAUGUCUUUUUUUUCAUAAUGUUAAGAGGUUGAGUCACACAUGUGAGUCAAACACAACUGUCAAAAAAUAAGUGUAUUAAAAAUGUUUUGAUGUUUUGUUAUUUGACUUUAUUACAGAUUAUAUUAUGGUUGCUGCUGUUGUUUAUGCAUGUCUUGUUUUUUUGCAGUAUUUAUUCUGUGUCUUGAGGGACUGUGGGGACAAAAUAUUUGUCACUUUAACACAGAGCUUAUAAUAACACUUUCCUGUCAUUUCAAACGUUAUAAAGAGACUAUCUGCUGAAUUUAUUCUUUGCGAGACUCAAUGAAUUGACCAAAAUCAUACACGCAUCACUAUAAAUAUUAUUUCCAGAUUCUCACUGUAUUAGUGAAAUCACAGUAUGUCACAUUAACAACAAAUUAUCACUCAUGCAUCCUAGAAAUAGUUUGACAUGGUUUCCCCCUGCAGACUUGCGUUUGUUAGGACAACACAAUGCAAUACAUACCUGACAACAGGCGUCAACAAAGAUCGUCUGUGUUCAAGAAGAUGAAUCACUCACUUCUUUAAAACGAGUUAUGAUGUGUGAGAGUGUUCGCUUUGGGACUGAAGCUUACUUUCCUGCAGUUUCAACAAGUGGUCUGGUGUGCUGCAAACCUGAAGUAAUUGUGUUUAAUUGGGGAAUUAUUUUUUAUUAUUGAGCAAUCUGCCAGGUGUUUUCUGGAUUAACUCAUAAACAAAUGAUGUAUAAAAUAGCAGAAAAUUGCGAAAACGACAAUAAGGUGUGCUUUAUCUGCUUAAUCUAACAAAAUAUUCAAGAUAUUAAGUUAACUGUCACAUAAAACAGAAAGUUAACAAACUCAACACAACUGGAAAUCUUAAUGUUUCGCCUCGUUGCAUAAAAAUAAAUUAAAUAUCUGAAAUAAAUUGAAACGUCUGAAUCUUAAGUUUCAUGAAAUACUUUACGACUUAAAACUCUAAACUAAAGUUUUCCCUGA
This is a messenger RNA of Chelmon rostratus (copperband butterflyfish), 2891 nucleotides long. RefSeq names its product transmembrane protein 45a (gene tmem45a). Bases 204 to 1037 code for a protein of 277 amino acids. NCBI's taxonomy places the organism in Eukaryota, Metazoa, Chordata, Actinopteri, Chaetodontiformes, Chaetodontidae. The record is from RefSeq and is a predicted model, not a curated record. The transcript has 6 exons.